CCCUCACUUCGCUUACAGCAAUCGACUACUCGUGAUGAGUAGAGACCGUAGGCCAGAUCCUCCUUCAGAAGCCUGCGAGGCAACCGUUCGUGAAAGCUCGAGCCGACCCCGUAGUCGAGUCAAGCAGACCAUCCGGAAAUUUGCGAAAGGCAUCGCCAGGAAACUCUUUAAACUCUUCAAGUCUUCCCGCAGGCGCACUCCUGCGAUACAGAAUGCGGACCUUCAGGAUACUUCGUUGAAUCAGAAUAUCGAGGCAGGCGCCCAGGACACGCCACGUACACUUCCUUUCACGGACGACAAGCAUCCCACCACAGUCGAAAAUCCCAGCAGCCAAGGCACAUCCGGAGAACCCGCUUUGAAGAUUCCCGACAUCUCCUCUCGCGUCGAGGAAGCCCCUGGUCCCAAAUUAACUGCUGCCGAACUUCAGCGUGCCCACGAGGCUUCGGAACAUAUGAAAACAUUCGGGGGGCGUGCGCAGCCUGCGACAUCCGCCGCCGCGAACGCCCCAGCUGGUCUCGCUGCUGCAGAUGAAUUCCAGACCAAUUACCUCCAACCUCUCAAAAUUUUCGACAGUGCCAUCGACAAGAUCACAGAUGUGCAUCCAUAUGCGAAGAUGGCGUUGGGCGUACUUUCUGUUGCAGCCAAAAUUAUUCUUGCUCAAGCGGAGCGGGACGAGUCGGUGGAUCGUCUUCUCCAGAAAUUAGAUGAAGUCUAUGGCUUCAUUACCAGAGACGAGAAUCUUUCCAAGGUUAAAUCGAUGCAUGAUGUCAUCGGGAAGAUUGCUCAGCAGACUCUGGAGUGCGCCCGUUUCAUCAGGGAAUACUCGGAGACGAAGAGCUUCUGGAAGAGGGCCGGUAAAAACAUCAUCAAGGAAACGGAUGAUAUCAUCACACAGUACAACGCCGCCUUGGACGGCCUUAUGCAGCAAUUCCGGGAUCAAACACUUCAGGACGUAGCCAUCUUUGUCCAGUUUGCGGGCGAUACACUGGAUCUCGGGGAUAUUGCUUAUGCAAAUGGCGCAGGACUAAAUACCAAGAAACAGUGCCUACCAGGGAUGCGCAAGGAGAUUCUUUCCCAAAUUACGGACUGGAUCAACGACAGCGGAGAUGCUGCUAAACGUGUGAUGUGGCUAUCUGGUCCUGCAGGCAAGGGCAAAUCAGCCAUCGCGCACACGAUCGCCGACUGGUUCGAGGAAACGGGAGGUCUCGGUUCAUGUUUUUGUUUCGAUCGACAUGGAGAAGCAGACCGUCGUCACGAAAAGAUUUUCUCCACCAUCGCGCGCGAUCUGGCUGAUCGUGAUCCGGGGAUGAAACGAGCGUUAGCAAAUGCAGUCAAGAAUGCGACCUCGCUCAAGAAUACGAAGGACAUCAUCCAGCAGUGGCGUAAGCUUCUCAUGGAACCGCUGAAGAAGUUCCCUGGGUCAUGCGUAGGACCUGUCUUGAUCGUGAUUGAUGCGCUGGACGAGAGCGGCGGAGUAGAGACGCGGCAGGACCUUCUCCGCAUACUGGCCGGUAGACUUCAGGACAAAGGACUCCCCCAAAUCACCGAACUCCCUUCCAACUUUCGAAUUCUCGUCACCUCUCGCCCACUCCAUGAUAUCGAAAAGGAGUUUGAGGGUGCUGAUCAUAUUCUCAGGUUGUCCAUGGACGAGAUUCGAGCAGAAGUAGCGGAACUCGACAUCCGCGCUUUUGUAUCUGACAAACUGCAAGGGUUGCCGAAUUUUGGGCGCAAGCAGUUUGCAAACCUCGCUGCGAAAGCCGAUGGGCUUUUUGAGUGGGCACGUCUUGCAUGCGAAUACAUCAAGGAAGACCUUCCCGGGAUAAAUCGAAGGUCUCGCUUUGAAACUGUCGUGAACCGCGAUCCUGGGAAGUGGACAAACAAGCUGUAUGAUAUGUAUCGGCUUAUUUUGACAGAUAUCUUGCCACGAGACCGGUAUGGCGAAGUCGAGUACCAGGAAGCACUGGCGGAGUUUCGUUCGGUGAUAGGACAAAUACUUGGCAUGGUCGAACCUCUGCCUUUGAAUUCCCUCACCGCCAUGCGGAACUGUUUUCCAAAUCACACCAAACAUUACCAAGUGGACAUUGUAAAACAUAUGGGAUCCCUCCUCAGUGGCACAACGGACCCACUUAUUCCCGUCAGACCCCUUCACGCAUCCUUUCAAGAGUUUCUCAGAGACAAGUCAUCCAGCGGAGACUUUUUCGUUGACAUCACGAAGGCGCAACAACACGACUUCGCAUUUGCGUCACUAUGA
Molecule: messenger RNA, 2251 nt
Organism: Suillus discolor
Lineage: Eukaryota; Fungi; Basidiomycota; Agaricomycetes; Boletales; Suillaceae
Exons: 9
Coding region: 35-2251 (738 amino acids)
Source: RefSeq, a predicted model, not a curated record